Molecule: messenger RNA, 855 nt
Organism: Theobroma umbraticum
Lineage: Eukaryota; Viridiplantae; Streptophyta; Magnoliopsida; Malvales; Malvaceae
Product: universal stress protein A-like protein
Molecular function (GO): AMP binding
Source: RefSeq, a predicted model, not a curated record
UGUCUCGAAAAGCUAGAGAGUUCCAAAAAGCUGACAUAGAGAGAAAGAGAGAGAGAGAGAGAGAGAGAGAGAGAGAAGUUACCGAGUGAGUGAGUGAGUGGUUCAGUGAGUUGGGAGUGGAACGAUGUCAACAAGUGAGGCAACCGCAACACGGAUAAUGUUGGCAGUGAACGAGUCAACGAUCAAAGGGUACCCUCACGCUUCGAUAAGCAGCAGAGGAGCUUUCGAGUGGACUCUUCAGAAGAUCGUUCGAUCAAACACUUCCGGUUUCAAGCUUCUCUUCCUCCAUGUUCAAGUUCCCGAUGAAGAUGGGUUCGAUGACAUGGACAGCAUAUUUGCCUCUCCUGAAGAUUUCAAGAGCAUGAGGCACAGGGACAGGGCAAGAGGGCUUCAUCUGCUGGAAUACUUUGUUACAAAGUGUCAUCAGAUUGGGGUUGCUUCUGAAGCAUGGAUCAAGAAAGGUGAUCCAAAGGAGGUUAUCUGUCAUGAAGUGAAGAGGGUCCAGCCUGAUCUCCUUGUUGUGGGCAGUAGGGGACUUGGUCCUUUCCAGCGGGUAUUUGUUGGAACUGUGAGUGAAUUUUGCGUGAAGCAUGCUGAGUGCCCAGUUGUCACGAUCAAGCGCAAUCCGGAUGAAGCUCCUCAGGACCCUGUGGAUGACUAAAUUUGAUUCGAAGCAUAUGGAUAUAUUUUGGUUUCAUUCUGUUAAUAGGUGUGGAGACUCUGGAACUACCUAAUUCAUAUAUCAGUGGGGAUAACAAAUGAAUUGCUUUUGUUUUUGGAAAAACACCCCGUGGAUGAAUUGAUGUAUGCAAAAAAUGAAAAAAACCCAACUGCUAUUGGCCUGGCCUUUUAUGU